AUGUAUUCUCAAAAAACUUAUUUUGAUUUUAAAGAACAACCAAAAAUUUCAAUUAAUGGUAAAACGACCAGAAAAUUCGAUAUUAAAAGAGGUGUAAAACAAGGCGACCCAAUCUCGGCCACUUUAUUUGUAAUUGUAAUUGAAAUAUUAGCAAGAACAAUAAAUGCAGACAAUUCAAUAAUUGGAUUACCAAUUUCACCCAAUCCACAAAUUAAAAUCAAAUUUACCCAAUUUGCAGACGACUCUACAACAUACAACAUCAACUACGAACAACAACAACAAUCAAUCAAACAUUUCCAUAAUUUCUGCGCUUCAACAUCAUCAUCAUUAAAUUUUGACAAAAGUGCAAUAAUAGAAAUCAACCCCCACAAAAUCACUGAUAAACACAUAAUAAACAACAUUCCACAAUCAAAAAGAAUACCAAUUACCAAAAAAGAUCAAUCAGAAAGAGUUCUUGGCUAUUUCUUUAAUCAUAAUGGUUUACAUAGGAAAUUACCAGAAACAAUGAAAACACUGAUCAAAUCAUUAGUACUAUGGAAAACUAGUGGCACAACAUUAAAAACAAAAACAACCAUCAUAAACACCUACUCACUAUCACCAAUAACAUAUUUAUCAUACCUUGAAGAAUUUACAAAAGAUGAAGAAAUUCAAAUUAAUAAAUUAAUCUCAUGGUUUAUGAAUUCUCCCGCAAAUUCUGAAUCACCAACUCUCAAUACCAAUUCCAUUGAAAACAACACAUCAACCAUCCAUUCACGUGCAAAAAUACCUUUGAUGUGUUAUGAUAGAUCAUUAAAACCAUUAAAAGAAGGUGGUUGGGGUAUGUGGAAUAUACAAUUACGACAAGUUGCUCAAAAGAUUUGGAUAUACAACAGAUUUUUACAAAUGCAUAAAUCUGCAAACAAUUCAAUAUACAUGAUAAGUUGGAUGGAUCAAAUCAUCAACAAAUCAAUCUCUUCUCCAUACCUUAUAAAAAUCAAAAAAGAAUGGGAAAACUAUGCAACUCAAAUUGGACAUCUAAAAGAUAAAGUUCAAACCCUACAACCAAUAUUAACAAAAAACCAAACCUCUCAAACAUUAAACACAAAUAAUAUUUCACUACCACCAACACUCAAAGAAAUCUACUCGAAAAUACUCAACAAUCACCAAUGCAAAUCAAAAGACUAUAUUGACAAGAAAUAUUCAGAUCUACUUCUUAAUUCGCACCAACAAUCAAUACAACUAUUAUGGAAAUACACUUACGACCAACUUUUUGUCAAAAUUCAAAAAUUAAAAGAUCCAAAAGGCCGUGAUACAAUGCAAAGAUUCCAUGCUAGAUUUCUUCCAAUUAAUCAUCUACACAACAAAGUUUGCCCCAUUUGCAACAAUGAAAUGAAUAAUGAUCCCUAUGAACAUUAUCAAACUUUAACCAAUACUCAAUUAAAAACAACCUCACAAAAACUCAAAAAGAAACCCAAUGGUCCGAAACCAUCAAAAAAUUUAAAAAAGAAUGGAGCAUAA
Molecule: messenger RNA, 1497 nt
Organism: Dictyostelium discoideum AX4
Lineage: Eukaryota; Evosea; Eumycetozoa; Dictyosteliales; Dictyosteliaceae
Exons: 3
Coding region: 1-1497 (498 amino acids)
Source: RefSeq, a predicted model, not a curated record